GUUUACACCUCUACGUGCUCUUUCUACGGCUUGACGUCACAGAGGACCCCACCUACCGCAUGUGAGUGCACAAGAUUGCAGGAGCGAAGUGGGGAACCUGCAAGCUUUUGGAUCAAAUAAGAAUAGCAGAAACAACAAAUAGCGUGAGGAUGGAGCAAGCAGAUCAAGGUGCUGUGAGACCAGACUCUAUCUCAGAGGUAGGGGAGGAUGCAGUGAUGUCGGUGGCCGUGUCCCCUUCCGUCCCCACCCUGACAGAGGAGGAACAGGAGGAGCUGCGAGAUGAACUGCUCAGGGUGGAGGAUGAGGUCAUGACUCUUUCUCAGGUGCUGGCAGCUAAGGAGAAGCAGGUGGCAGACAUCAAGAGGAAGCUGGGCAUCACUCCUCUCAACGAGCUCAAACAGAACAUCAGCAAGAGCUGGCAGGAGGUCACCACCUCUACUGCCUACAAGAAGACGUCAGAGGGCCUGUCCGUAGCUGGUCAGAAAGCCACGGCAGCCUUCACCAGCAUGGGCUCGGCCAUCAGUAGGAAGUUUGAGGACGUCAGAUUGCAAUCUAUUUCCAAUUCCUUUGGCAUACGCUCCCUACAGCAUUCUGCUAGUAUGCCCGUGAUGAGGAACACAACCACCUUUAAGUCGUUUGAGGAGAAAGUCGAGACUUUAAAGGUAAAAGAUGAGAAGAGGAGUCAAGAUGAGCCCAACGGCAUCUCAGGGUGACUUUGGCGAUGUGUUGACCUCUACAGCGACCUCUGACCCUUCUGUUCCCGUAGAGAAAUGGCCAGAGGCCACACCCAUCGCCACCCAGGAAGAACAGCCCCACUGAGACCAACCUGACCUUUCACCCCUGACCCCUAGCCAGGCUGACAUUCACUAGAACCAUACCCUCUUUCCCCUUCUGUCGCCUCACCUCCUCCCUUCUUCAGCUCCCUCUACAACCCUAUAGCACAAAACAACAGAACCAACAACCAAAAAAGAAAAAUAAGUUUCCCCAGGAACUAAAAAAAAAAAAGUAAUUAUGAAAAUAUUGUUGUGACACCGUAACACUUGUAGGUUUGUAGGACUGUAUGUUUCUAUUUUAAUGUCCAUGGUUGAGGAACCUGCACAAGUAGAAGAAUAUACAUUACACUUAAUGAGAAACUGUAUGUCACAGCAAGUGAAGUUGUGAUGGCAAAACUAAUUGGUUCACACAGGCCCAUAUCUUUCCAUAACUUUGAGUACUAACAGGCAUUUGCUUUUUCUUUUCUUUUGAUGUACUCCAACCACUGUAAUCACUAGGAUGUCAUUUCUAUUCCAACACUGCAGAGGCUUUCUCUGUCAUGUAUUACUAUCACCAAUAGCACCAGUAAUGUGGUGUAGAGCACAGCUGAGUAGAGUUAAUACCAGAUCUGUGUAGCUCACACACUCCUCUCACAUCGUAACCAUAUGGGGGUGGUCUAAAUCUGACCUCUGAGCAGUUCAUAGUGCUUAACUCUGAUAUCAGAGAAGGUGGGCCAAUGCAUCCAGAUCAGUGUGUAAUGAUAGUCGCAGAUGCAUGAUUGGUUAUAAUGGUGUCAGCUGGCCUUGACCCUCAGGUCAGUGCAAUUUACAUCACUCAAAGCCUCACAGCAUGGUGGGCCAAAGUCCGUAUUAGUGCACUUGUCUCACUGGCUUCUCUCUGCUUGGUAUGCUGAAACACAGCAGGAUAGUCACUGGAUGCUGUGUACAUCUCUCUGCUUGGUAUGCUGAAACACAGCAGGAUAGUCACUGGAUGCUGUGUACUUCUCUCUGCUUGGUAUGCUGAAACACAGCAGGAUAGUCACUGGAUGCUGUGUACUUCUCUCUGCUUGGUAUGCUGAAGCACAGCAGGAUAGUCACUGGAUGCUGUUUACAUCUCUCUGCUUGGUAUGCUGAAACACAGCAGGAUAGUCACUGGAUGCUGUGUACUUCUCUGCUUGGUAUGCUGAAACACAGCAGGAUAGUCACUGGAUGCUGUGUACUUCUCUCUGCUUGGUAUGCUGAAACACAGCAGGAUAGUCACUGGAUGCUGUGUACAUCUCUCUGCUUGGUAUGCUGAAACACAGCAGGAUAGUCACUGGAUGCUGUGUACUUCUCUCUGCUUGGUAUGCUGAAACACAGCAGGAUAGUCACUGGAUGCUCUGUACUUCUCUCUGCUUGGUAUGCUGAAACACAGCAGGAUAGUCACUGGAUGCUGUGUACUUCUCUCUGCUUGGUAUG
This is a messenger RNA of Oncorhynchus keta (chum salmon), 2210 nucleotides long. RefSeq names its product tumor protein D52. The transcript is spliced from 8 exons. Gene Ontology annotation, cellular component: cytoplasm. The record is from RefSeq and is a predicted model, not a curated record. NCBI's taxonomy places the organism in Eukaryota, Metazoa, Chordata, Actinopteri, Salmoniformes, Salmonidae. The coding region runs from base 150 to 713 and encodes 187 amino acids. Gene Ontology annotation, biological process: B cell differentiation.